Molecule: messenger RNA, 4554 nt
Organism: Hippocampus zosterae (dwarf seahorse)
Lineage: Eukaryota; Metazoa; Chordata; Actinopteri; Syngnathiformes; Syngnathidae
Gene: gnas
Product: GNAS complex locus
Exons: 12
Coding region: 1552-2691 (379 amino acids)
Biological process (GO): adenylate cyclase-activating dopamine receptor signaling pathway; sensory perception of chemical stimulus
Cellular component (GO): heterotrimeric G-protein complex
Molecular function (GO): D1 dopamine receptor binding; ionotropic glutamate receptor binding; mu-type opioid receptor binding
Source: RefSeq, a predicted model, not a curated record
CUCUCUCCUUCCCAGGGUUCAAUGAGCGCGGCGUGGCCCCACCCCGUCUCUCCCAGAAUCUUGCCUUGCCCUGCCUCAAUGUAGACUCCUGUUCUUGUGAAAGAGAGAGCGAGAGAAAAGUGGGAGGAAUAGAAGAAAAAAAGAAUAAGCUCCAAGAAGAUUUCCUGCUUCCCUUGCUUUUCGACUUCCACAAGCCUCGGCCAGCAGCGGAGCGGCGGCGGAAGAGGAGGAGGAGGGCGGCCUAGGCGACGCGAAUGGGCUGCUACGACUAGCUAGCUUGUGUCCUUUUUUUCCCCGGUGAAUGUUAACGCACAUGCGGUGUGCUGACCUGUAGCUUUUUUUCGACCGAAACCAUAACUAUGGGGGAUUAAUAUGCAUGUAUGUGUACGAGCGUCCGUGUGCGUGCACCUACAGGCCUCAUGUAGGCUCCCCUCAGCCCAACCUGACAGCCAGCUGCUUUUCACCCUAACAACAAACCUGGAGACAUUUUGAGGCUGCCCCUCCACCUCCACACACAUACACACUUAACGCCUCCAUUUUCUGCUUUAACUGCGACUCGGGAUUCUUCACAUGCUGGAUUUGGAUCCGAAGCGAGCCAGAAGAAAGGUGUCACAGUGCGGUAUCAUUUGUGAAACGAGGAUCUGAUAAUACCACGCCUGGGACAGACGCUUGAGAUCCAUGUAGGAGGGCCCCCUUUUUUGGAGGAGAAAACCCAGCAACCCGAAGAAGGGGUAGAAAUCGGACAUCUGUUCGGAACCGGACCAGAAGGCUGUCGCUCUCUGGCUUGGCUAGCUGAAGAAAAGUGGUCCGGAAGCAAUGAAAAUAUAACACAUGAAGCUGUGGAUUGGUGGCGUUCGUUUAUUUUUGACUGGUGGACCCUUUAUCAACAAGAUCCCCGCCGAACAGAACAAAUUGGACCUGUAAAAAAUGCGUGUUUUGAAGGGAGGCUUGGGACCGAGCCGCGCCACCAUGCGGGUGAGCGCCACACUCAGGCCGAUUUGCGCUCCCCUUCGCUGGCAGCUGUGAGACGCAAGACCCGGGCUUGGACUGAUGCACACAGGGCUCCUCUUCUGCUCCUUGCUCUUUUUCUCCGAGAUCAACCGCCUCUUUCGUCGUUGAUGUCGGUUUCCCCCCCCAAGUUAUCGCUGUCCGUUGACAAGUCAAAAGUAACGUGCAACUGAGGGGAAGAAAAAAUUACGAAAGAAGAGAAAAGGAAUCCGGCCUUGUCGCUGACGUUAGCAACACUAAUUGCUACAAUUUUUCGGACAACAAAACUCCUUCCACGGACAUAAAUUACAAAUAUUCACAACCUGUGCGGAGGGGUUCCACCAUCGUUUUGUUGUUGUAUUUUUUUUUUUUCCCCGGCCGUUGAAGGACAUUUCUCCGUAUUUGUGGCUCUCCUGUCUAACACUUGGGUAAAACGUGGGCUCCAGACUGGUCCACGUUAGAGCUAUUUCUCCAUUUACCCUCACUCGUGUGUUCCCAGACCACCUUCCCCUUUCUUCCUCUCCUUGGACUCCCCUUUUUUGUUUUGCCUUUCCCAGCGGGAAGAUGGGUUGUUUGGGCAACAGUAAGACGGAAGACCAGAGAAAUGAGGAGAAGGCCCAGAGAGAAGCAAACAAAAAGAUAGAGAAGCAGCUCCAAAAAGACAAACAAAUCUACAGAGCAACACACAGGCUAUUGCUUUUAGGAGCUGGUGAGUCAGGAAAGAGCACAAUUGUGAAACAGAUGAGGAUCCUCCAUGUCAACGGCUUCAAUGCAGAAGAGAAGAAGCAAAAAAUUCAGGAUAUCAAGAAUAAUAUCAAAGAGGCCAUUGAGACAAUAGUGACAGCAAUGAGCACUCUGAUGCCACCAGUGCAGUUGGCCUGUCCAGACAACCAGUACCGGAUUAAAUAUAUCCUCAACCUGGUGAACCAGAAGGAUUUUGAGUUUCCAGUUGAGUUUUACGACCAUGCAAAAACACUGUGGCAGGACGAGGGCGUCAAGGUGUGCUUUGAAAGAUCCAACGAGUACCAGCUCAUCGACUGUGCACAAUACUUUUUAGACAAGAUUGACAUAGUGAAGCAGAGCGACUACACUCCAACAGACCAGGAUUUGCUGCGGUGCAGAGUACUGACAUCAGGGAUCUUUGAGACAAGAUUCCAAGUGGACAAAGUUAAUUUCCACAUGUUUGACGUUGGUGGUCAACGAGAUGAGCGCCGAAAAUGGAUCCAGUGCUUUAAUGACGUAACGGCCAUUAUCUUUGUGGUGGCCAGUAGCAGUUACAACAUGGUGAUCAGAGAGGACAAUGAGACCAACCGUUUGCAGGAGGCGCUCAACCUCUUCAAGAACAUCUGGAACAACAGGUGGCUGCGAACCAUUUCUGUCAUCUUGUUCCUAAAUAAACAGGACCUCCUUGCAGAGAAGGUGCUGGCAGGGAAGUCCAAAAUCGAGGAAUACUUCCCGGAAUUUGCUCGCUACACUACACCUGACGAUGCGACACCAGAGCCUGCAGAAGAUCCCCGUGUCACAAGGGCCAAGUACUUCAUAAGAGAUGAAUUCUUGAGGAUCAGCACUGCCAGUGGGGACGGGAGGCACUACUGCUACCCCCACUUCACCUGCGCCGUCGACACGGAAAACAUCCGCCGUGUCUUCAACGACUGCCGAGACAUCAUCCAGAGGAUGCACCUGCGGCAGUACGAGCUCUUGUGAUGGGACGGCAAAAUAAAAAGGAAAAAGCAAAACAAAAAGAACAAACUUGGGAAAAACCCUGAGUCUUUGAACUCUUCCACAGACAUGCCAAAAAGACACUUAAAGCAGUACAUGAUGCCAACUUCCCCUUGCUGCUAACUCCAUUCUGAUGGACAAGUCUGAGGGGGCGUGUUCUGCAACCCACCCAGCCUCACUUUGGCUACUUUUCUCCUCUGUCACACAAGUCUGGACUGGAAUUCACUUUACAUUUGCAGCCGCUUGGAGUGUUGCCACUUUGAUGGAGCGAGAGAACUGCUGCGCACAGAUGGGAACAGAUCUCGUACAUGCUUGACAGAAAUACAAGUAUGCUCGGAUAUUGAAUCGAACUUCACGUGAGAUCAUGAAUACACACACACACACACACACAGCAGUCUUUCCUGUCACAUAUGCAUAUUGUGAUAUUCAAAAGUGACAUUUGGUCACACGCUCUUGGAUGGAUCCGAUCUGCAUUUAGCGGGUCGCACCAGAAAUCCACAAACUGUUCUACGGAGUAGAACCUGUUCAUCAAAGAGCCACUUUUUUAAAAAAUGCUUUGAGAUUCAACCCAUUGGAGCCCAGUUACAGCGGGGACAAAAGUUUAACGAGCAAAGAAGGCGGUGCGUUCCCUGAUGGCUUGUCUGCAAAUGGAACAGGUGGGCCUCCGCCCCCUGCUGGAAUUUGAAAUGAACACAAGAGACAAAGGAACGGAGAAAAGAAGCCCUCCGGUUGACUACAGAGAUCAUACAUCAUUCAUUUGAGUUGAAGACUUGUAUGGGACUUGGCAAACAGGGCAAAAAAGCAUCCAGUACAGUAUCUAAGUUAAAGAGAAAAGUCUUUUGCCAACACAGCUGUUUUUUUUCCUUACUUUUGGGGGUCUGUAUAGACUUGUGUGCCAUUGUGCCCUGCGUGCUUGCUCGCUUUCUCUCUCUCUCUCUAUCCCCCCUCCCUCCUCCCCCAACCACCCGUUUCCUCCUGACUUGCAUCUGCACCGAAGAGGGGGAAAAAAGAAUAUUUAAAAGGAGGAAGAAAAUGGCAGAAAACAAACGGGACACUAUCUCCUUCCUCUGCCAUUCCUCCCCAUCUGUUUAUUUUACUUUACUGCUGAACUAUUAUUCUUGUACAGACUGUAAAAUGUAUUAUUUUGUACAACUUUACUGAGAAAAAAAUAACUUAGAAGAUCCCUGUGCCUUGAUCACGACUGUACGUGUGUAAUGAGCUAAAGUUGGUGUCAUUCUGCGCUGUAUAGCUUGGCCAAUUAAUCCCCCCCUCACUUCCUUUUCUUUAUCUUCAUCCCUCAGCCUGCCCCCCCCUCUCUAUCUCUCCCUCUCUCUGAGGGACAUACAGUAUGUUUGUAGCUCUUUUGUUGGUUCAAUUCUCUUCCUUAUAUUCCCCCUUUCUGUUAUGAUUUAAAUUUCUAUUUUUGGAUACAUACCCCCCAAAAGGAUGAAUAUAUGAAAUGUAUAUGAAAAACAAAAGUAUUUUAUUAGAAUCAUAUUGCAAAUUGUACACUCAACAGUGUGCGCUUUAUAAGUUAAAUCGUUUGAACUGAAGUUUUUUGUUUUGUUUUGUUUUCUCGCAUACAUUUUGGAAGUUUUUAAAAGGGAAAAUGAACCGAUGCAAAACAUUGCUUUGUUUGUACACAGGUCAUAUUCUUUUGCUACCAAAAUAUCUCCCAGAAAACAACCAAAAAUAUUUUUCACUUUAUUUGUGGAGGGGGCAGUGGGUGGGUGCUUCUUCCUAGCCUGCACAUCAGAGUCAUCUCUCAUUUUAUGUAUGCGUCAUUUAUGAGUCUUCUGAAUUGGAGCUCUUGAGAAAUAAAGAUUUUUGCGGGGGGGUGUGAAGACA